Arabidopsis thaliana (thale cress) is the source of this 3169-nucleotide messenger RNA. It is a transcript of the gene ATK5, whose product is annotated as kinesin 5. The transcript has 18 exons. The coding region runs from base 275 to 2647 and encodes 790 amino acids. Gene Ontology annotation, biological process: microtubule-based movement. Gene Ontology annotation, cellular component: cytoskeleton; phragmoplast. The record is from RefSeq and is marked reviewed. Lineage: Eukaryota; Viridiplantae; Streptophyta; Magnoliopsida; Brassicales; Brassicaceae. Gene Ontology annotation, molecular function: ATP binding; microtubule motor activity; microtubule binding.
UUAUAAUCGAGGAGAAGAGUAACGUUACAAUUUUGACAAGAGUCCGCCGAUCUGUUUUCAAAUAUUCAAACAACAGGCUCCUCCUUCUUCCUUCCUCCUUCCUCAAUUCUUAAAAUCUCCCCCAUUAGGAAAAAAGCAAGAACCCUAAUUUCCCAUCUCAGAUUCAGAAAAAACCAGGUCUGAUUUCUCCCGGGUUCUUAAGAAAUCCGCCGCCGAUCUCGGGAUUGAGAUUUGGAUCCUAUUGACGAGCCUAAGGUGAAGCAAUCCAUCGAAGAUGCCACUUCGCAACCAGAAUCGCGCUCCUUUACCUAGUCCAAACGUCAAAAAGGAAGCGCUCUCAAGUAUUCCUUUUGACAAGCGAAGGAAGGAGACGCAAGGUACUGGAAGAAGACAAGUGCUUUCGACAGUGAACAGACAAGAUGCGAACAGCGAUGUGGGAAGCACAGAGGAGUGUGGUAAAGUUGAGUUUACAAAAGAUGAAGUGUUGGCUUUGCUUAACGAGAGAGCUAAAGCUGGAAAAUUUGAUACCAAGGGUAAGAUUGAGCAAAUGACGGAUAUUAUCAAGAAGCUUAAGGUCUGUGUUAGAUGGUACCAACAAGUGGAUGAAACUCAUGUUCAAGACAAGGAAAAUCUUUCUUCUUCUCUUCAAUCUGCAGAGAAAAGAUACAGUGAUAAAGAGUUGGAUGCAAAGACCAAAGAGGAAGAGCUACGAGCAACUAUAACAGAGAUGAAGGAGAACAUAGAAUCACUUCAGGAAAAGCUGUCCAAGGAGAAGUUGAGUAAACUGGAUGCAAUUGAAAAUCACAGAAGAGAAAAAGAUUGUAGAGUUGUAGCUGAGAAGCUUCAGGUUUCUCUCAGAGAAGAGCUUGACAAAGUUAAAGAGGAAAAAAUGGCUGCGAAGCAGAAGGUGACGUCUCUAGAAGAUAUGUACAAGAGGCUGCAAGAGUACAACACAAGUUUGCAACAAUAUAACACCAAACUCCAGACUGAUCUUGAAGUAGCUAGAGAGGCUCACACUCGUGCUGAAAAAGAAAAGUCAAGUAUACUGGAGAAUCUUACUACACUAAGAGGUCACAGUAAAUCACUACAAGAUCAAUUAGCAUCGAGCCGGGUUUCACAAGAUGAAGCGGUAAAACAAAAGGAUUCAUUGCUGAUGGAAGUUAAUAACCUUCAAAGCGAGCUGCAACAAGUCCGUGAUGAUCGUGAUCGCCAUGUUGUACAGUCACAAAAGCUGGCUGGUGAGAUACUGAUGUAUAAGGAGAGUGUUGGAAAGUCAUCUCAUGAGUUGGACAUUCUUAUAGCCAAAUCAGGAUCUUUAGAGGAAACAUGUUCGUUGCAAAAAGAGCGUAUUAAAAUGUUGGAGCAGGAAUUAGCUUUUGCUAAGGAAAAGCUUAAGAUGGUGGAUUUAUCUAUGUCUCAUACAAUGACAGAAUUUGAGGAGCAGAAACAAUGUAUGCAUGAACUGCAAGAUCGCCUUGCAGACACGGAGCGUCAACUUUUUGAAGGAGAGUUAUUAAGGAAAAAGCUUCAUAACACCAUUCUUGAACUCAAAGGAAACAUACGCGUGUUCUGCCGAGUGCGCCCCUUGCUACCAGAUGAUGGAGGACGCCAAGAGGCCAGUGUUAUUGCCUAUCCUACAUCAACUGAAUCUCUUGGUAGAGGCAUUGAUGUGGUCCAAAGUGGUAACAAACAUCCUUUCACUUUCGACAAGGUCUUCGACCACGGAGCUUCUCAGGAGGAAGUAUUCUUUGAAAUAUCUCAACUUGUGCAGAGCGCAUUGGAUGGCUACAAGGUUUGUAUUUUUGCCUACGGUCAGACAGGUUCUGGCAAAACCUAUACCAUGAUGGGCAGGCCUGAAACACCAGAACAGAAAGGACUGAUCCCUCGAUCACUCGAACAAAUAUUCAAAACCAGCCAAAGUCUUAGUACACAAGGCUGGAAAUACAAGAUGCAGGUCUCAAUGUUGGAGAUAUAUAAUGAGUCCAUCAGAGACUUGUUGUCUACAAGCCGAACGAUUGCUAUAGAAUCUGUGCGGGCAGACAGUAGCACAUCUGGAAGACAAUAUACAAUCACACAUGAUGUUAAUGGAAACACUCAUGUUAGCGACCUGACAAUAGUAGAUGUAUGCAGCAUUGGACAAAUUUCCUCACUUUUGCAACAAGCUGCUCAGAGCAGGUCUGUUGGGAAGACGCAUAUGAAUGAACAAUCAUCAAGAAGUCAUUUCGUGUUUACUCUUAGGAUUUCUGGUGUGAAUGAGAGCACUGAACAGCAAGUACAAGGUGUUCUUAACCUAAUUGAUCUUGCUGGAAGUGAGCGACUUUCAAGGAGCGGGGCAACCGGAGACCGGUUAAAGGAGACACAGGCUAUAAACAAAAGCUUGUCUGCAUUGAGUGAUGUUAUAUUUGCAUUGGCAAAGAAAGAGGAUCAUGUACCUUUCAGAAACUCAAAGUUAACAUAUCUGCUCCAGCCAUGUUUAGGAGGGGACUCAAAGACCUUAAUGUUUGUGAACAUAUCACCUGAUCCAUCUUCAACUGGAGAGUCUCUAUGCUCUCUUCGGUUUGCUGCUAGAGUUAAUGCAUGUGAGAUUGGAAUACCUCGCAGACAAACUUCCGCAAAACUCCUCGACUCUCGCCUAAGUUACGGUUAACACUGGUGGUUCGAGUCUCUCUUUCAUCUGUAUAACAACAACAACAUUUGUUUUAGAGUUACAAGUUACAACAUAACAUUACUGGAACUAAUUGUUGAAGUCAACGAGGAUAAACUAUAGUGAUGGAAGAAUCGUCAACAGACAAAGGCAAAGACUUGCUUGUUGCAGAGUGAUCAGAAGCAGAACCUCCUGAGCGUGGAUCUCUAGAGUCUUUCAUGGUUCGAAGAAGAAACCCAGAUCGCUUUGGAAUCGGUAAAGUAACAGUGAAGCUGUUCAUCAUCACAAGAAUGUCAUCCAUUGAAGGUCUCUCUGAAGAAUCUUCUUGAACACAUAACAAAGCAAUGUGAAUGCAUCUGAUCACUUCAUUUGUCUGAAAAUUCCCUCUCAUUGCUUCAUCUACUAGCUCCAGUGGUGAAUUCUCCACCCAUAGCUUCCACACCUGCAGAUAUUUAUAAUGUUUCAGAAAACAGUAUUUAAAAAGAGUUUUUGAUUGGUUAUAAAACAGUACUUACGUAGGUCACU